AUUGCAGUAGAUGGGCACACAGAAGGUGCCUCCCCCACUGGGUACAGCCCCCUCCAAAGAGCCACACCUGCCAUGCUCUGCAGGGAACAGCCCCCCCAGCAGCCCCACACACCUCCCUGUGUGCAGUCCCAGCCAUUGAGCUGCAGAGCUCCUCCCAGCUCUGUUCACCGGGGCAGCGUUGCAAUCUUAACCACAAGGUCCUGGCAGUGGGUACUUCAGUGGCACUAAUGAGCUUAGCCAGGCUCCUGGUACACGCACAGCUCUGUGCCAGGAGCCCAGAGGAGCACUGCAGAUACACUCUGUCCAUCAGAGGAAAGCGCAGGUUCUGUGUGAGCACGCACAGGAGCAAACCAGGACACAUCAAGCCACUUUGUUCAGCUACCUUCCCACUCUCCCAGCUACCUUCCCCCUUCUCGUUCCUCCUACCUCUUCUCAGAGGGCUGCACAUGCAAUGCUUUGACCACUGGCUCAGGGUAACUGCUGUACAGGACAGAGCUCCUUGGAGCUGGGCAGCAAAGAAAGAAGAAAGCAGUUCCUUACUUUCUACCAGCCCAUCCAGUUCAUCAUCUGCAGCCUGCAGCUGAUCUGCCAAGCACCCAGGGAGACUGUCACUGUGCCUUCCUGCAGGGGACAGCAGCCAUGCACCCACCCAGGGCCCACUCCUCACCUCUCUGGAAGCUGCACACACACUCAGAUCCCUGCCUCACUCCCCUUUCUGGAGGUUUCUCCUCCUAGGCUUGAGGAAGACAGCAACAAAGAGGCAGCUGGGAUGUGGGAGGGCAGUUAUAAAGUGUCCCAUCCCUCCCCCAACAAGCAGUGAGGCUCACCUGUGCCUGCUCCUUCACCCUGUUAGCAGGGAGCAGCUCCAGCUGUGCCAGUAACGUCCCUGUGGAGCCGAGCGACCUCUCCGUGGGACAAAGCAUGAAAUCCCUAUCUGAAACUCAAAUGGCAGCCUUCGUCCUGCUCUCCUGAGAAUUUUGCAAUUUUAUUUUCCCUUUUUUGUUAAAAAAAGAAAGAAAGAAGGAAUGAAAUCCACGGGACCCACACAGACCUCUGCAGGCGUCACAGCGGGCGCUCAGCUUCCCCUCGGGUCAGCUCAGCACCGCUGGCCGCUGUGACCCCAAAGGCCACGCAACACCUACAGGCAGCAAGCUCCCGGGCACCCACCCGCAGUGCCUUCCCCAUCAGCCACGGGCACACUCCCAGCACUGCUCCCAUGGCCCUGGCAGCAUCAGCAGCACCAGCGAGGGGCCUCUGAGCCGUGGUGUGCCCAGCUGCCCCCGGCCCUCGGGCACAUCUGCUCAUGGGGUGACAGCGGGGUUCUGCCGGUGCCCAAUCAACUGCAUCAGCUCUAAGUGCAGAUUAGCAGUGUCUUCAGGUAGAGCGGCCAAAGGUAACGUUCUUUAUCUGUGCCUCAUGUUCCGUAGAUACUGAAUAUCAAAAUGCGCCUCGAAGCACUCCUAUUACUAAGUAUUCCUCAGAGAUUAGAGCAGUGCUUUCUCCUCAGUACCCUCUUCUCUUCCCAGUAGAGCAGAUGGACAUGAUAUCUUAUCAGGACCUUCCCAUGUGCUGUUCGCCAGUAAUAGCACGGGGACUUAUUGACCCACCUCAGAUUGGCACGUGGAAUAUUUAGGGCUACUCCCGAGCUGGGCAGGCAAUAACAUCUUUAUCAUGGAGCCCUUUAACCCCUCGGUGCCUGGCAGGCCCCUAUGUCCUCACGGAGAGGACAAUACUGGGCGGAUGCUCAGGGGUACCAAGGCCAGGAAGGGAGAGCCACGGGCAGCACGACUCAUCUCCCACCUCACGCUGGGAGAGGACACGUCGGGGUAUGAGUCCAGGCAGAUCUGGGGACCAAAGGAGAUGGUUGUGCUCGGUGAAGCAGGGGAAUGGCACGGCACUUGGGUAGCAAGGCAGCCAAGGAAUACAUCCGGAACCUGAGCAGAGAGGGAGAUGAGCAAAGACACAAACGUUGAGAGUUCAGGCCCUGGGGACCCAUGUCAAUCUCUGUUACAUAAGCCUAGAAGAGCCUUAAACUUGGUUUUGCUGAGAAAGGAGUUGUCAGCAAUGAUAAAACCCCGCAGAAGUCAUAAAAAUUACAGACAGUGAUAAAACGGGACGUCGCCACAAUGAAGCUUCGCAGCAGGCGGUGGGACCGGGGCCUGCACUGCGGCAUGGAGGGGUCCCCAUGGAGUGGGGACAUGGGCUGCCAGCACAUGGUGACAAUGUCCUCCUUCGGGCUGCCCCGUCCUGUUCCAGCACAGCCCACCACCUCGUCCUGCUUGUGGCAGAACACUCAUCCACCCUCCAGCAGCAGGAAGAGCCUCACACCCCAUCCACAAGCAGGCGGCACUGCGGAUGGAGGAGGCAGAUGUGGUGUUGCAGGUGGAAGUCCCAGCUAAUCCACUCCAUCCAGACGAAAACAAAGAGGCUCCUUCUGACACGAAGUUCUGGCUGAAGCCCUGCACCUGAUCAGCUAUUGCAAGAUUAGAUAAGAGCUGAACUUAGUCCCCUCCUGCAUAUAUUAACGCGAGCUCUGGAUGUCUGCGCUACCCCUCCUCAAGGGCGAGAUGAUGUUCCCUUCCCUGGCGCUGCUGUUUGCUGCCCUCCCUAUAGCAGGAGGCAGCCCCGUGCCGCACGCACCCGGACAUGACAAACUCCUCCUGGUGUCCUUCGAUGGCUUUCGGUGGGACUACGACCAGGACGUGGACACCCCCAACCUGGACGCGAUGGCUGCGGAAGGGGUGAAGGCGCGGUACAUGACCCCUGCCUUCGUCACCCUCACCAGCCCGUGCCACUUCACGCUGCUGACCGGGAAAUACCUGGAGAAUCACGGGGUCGUCCACAACAUGUGGUUCAACACCAGCACGGGGGUGAAGCUGCCCUAUUACAGCACGCAGGGCAUCGACAGCUGGUGGGACAACGGCAGCCUGCCCAUCUGGAUCACGGCGCAGAGGCAGGGUUUAAAGACAGGCUCCAUCCAUUUCCCCGGGACAAAAGCGAAGUAUCAAGGGGAAGAAGUGAACAUGAAGCUGGUGGAGCCCCCCCUGUUCAACUACAGCAACGAAACAAUCUGGAGACAGAACAUUGACACCGUCAUGGAAUGGUUCACAGUGAACAACCUCGACUUCAUCACUCUCUAUUUUGGCGAGCCAGACUCAACAGGACACAAGUACGGCCCCGAAUCCACGCAGAGGAGAACCAUGGUCAGCCAGGUGGACAGAACCAUCGGCUACUUAAGGCAGCGGAUCAGGGAAAGCGGCUUGGAAUCAAACCUCAACCUCAUCAUCACAUCCGACCACGGCAUGGAGACGGUCAUAAAGACCAACGAGAUCCACCUCCGGAACGUAGAGAACUUCACGUUCAGUGACAUCCAGUUUGAACUCUUAGAUUACGGACCCAACGGGCUACUGAUACCAAAAGAAGGAAAAUUAGAGCACGUGUAUUCAGUCCUGAAAAAUGCCCACCCGAAGUUACACGUCUACAAAAAAGAAGAGUUUCCAAAGAGAUUCCACUAUGCCAACCAUCCCCGGAUCACCCCGCUCCUGAUGUACAGCGAUCCGGGAUAUGUGAUCCACGGGAGAUACAAGGUGCAGUUCAACACGGGGGAGCACGGCUUUGACAACGAGGCCAUGAACAUGAAAACCAUCUUCCGCGCCGUGGGGCCGGCCUUCAAGCAGGGGCUCCUGGUGGAGCCCUUCGAAAGCGUCAACGUCUACGCGCUGCUCUGCGAGCUGCUGGGCAUCGCGCCCGAGCCGCACGACGGUUCCCUGGACGCCACGAGGCCGAUGCUGCGUGAGUGCCCCGCGUCCCCCCGAGCCCCGACGGCGCGGCCGCCCCGAGCCCGGCAUUGCCGCACGGACAGCGCCACCUAG
Numida meleagris (helmeted guineafowl) is the source of this 3872-nucleotide messenger RNA. It is a transcript of the gene ENPP7, whose product is annotated as ectonucleotide pyrophosphatase/phosphodiesterase 7. The coding region runs from base 2538 to 3872 and encodes 444 amino acids. NCBI's taxonomy places the organism in Eukaryota, Metazoa, Chordata, Aves, Galliformes, Numididae. The transcript is spliced from 4 exons. The record is from RefSeq and is a predicted model, not a curated record.